AUGCGCAAUCCCCAGUACGGAUCCAUGACAUUGGUAAAAUGUCGUGAUUACACUGACAUUGUCAAGGGAGAUUACGAGAAGCUGUGCGAAGAGGCGAUAACGAGUCUUGGAGCACCUCCUAUUGACUUCCAUCCAUACCAGGAUGAGGACUAUGUUCCCACGCCGUCAGGCAUGGACAUCGGUGAAUACAGGAACGCCGUCUACCACCGUGAAGGGCUCUUCUCUGUCAUAUACAAAGCGAUCACAGCCAAGUUUGAGGGCUACUUUGCUUCGUUUGGAACGACCGGUAAAGUAGUUGCUUUGAAAGUCACUACACCGUCCCAUAUGGAGCCACCACACGACUCAAAGCGUGAAGCCCGGAUUUUGGCUCUCGCGGCAUCGGAUCGAGUUAUACCCCCCUCCUGGAAACGUUUCAUGAACCCGGUUCAAGAUUCGCCACCGGAACUUCUUUUCGGUAACAAGAAGUACGGCUGCGAACUGGAUCUCUGGGCUGCUGGGUGCACCGUUGCCGAAGCUUUGGUUCCUGAUCAUCCGACCUUGUUUGAUUCUGGUGAGCUGGGCAGCGAUCUUGCGCUCAUAUCGAGCGUGUUUAGUAGCUUGGGAACUCCGGAUCUGAGCGUGUGGCCGGAAGCUGCAGAGUUUCCAGACUGGGGAAAGGUGCAGUUCAUCGAGUUCCCCACUCAGCCGUGGUCCAGUCUUCUGCCCGGCACCCUGGAUAUCGAACAAGAUCUUGUUAGCCAACUAGUUCGCUAUGAGAGUGGUAGCAGGUUGAAGGCAGCUCAGGUAAGAUUGUACACUACUUCUGUCAUGGAAUGGAAGCUGACGUAG
Molecule: messenger RNA, 828 nt
Organism: Didymosphaeria variabile
Lineage: Eukaryota; Fungi; Ascomycota; Dothideomycetes; Pleosporales; Didymosphaeriaceae
Gene: CSK1
Product: mitogen-activated protein kinase
Exons: 4
Coding region: 1-828 (275 amino acids)
Biological process (GO): protein phosphorylation
Cellular component (GO): nucleus; cytoplasm
Molecular function (GO): cyclin-dependent protein serine/threonine kinase activity
Source: RefSeq, a predicted model, not a curated record